AUGAAUUUGAAGGAAAAUUCAACAUCCCAUCCCCCAUCCAGGUUUAUACAUUGCCUUAUAGUAUCUAGUUUCAUAAUCUCUGGUAUUUAUUUUCUCCUGUCAUUAGGCCUUAUUCCAGAUGCAGUACACCACUGUCAUUAUCGUUAUUCAGCAAACUCUGUACAGAAUUUAGCCUCUCCAACCUCCCUUGAACACAUUGUUUUCGGGAUUGCCGGCAGUGGAAAAACAUGGUCUAGGAGGAAAGAAUAUGUUAGUCUUUGGUGGAGGCCAGGAAUAAUGAAGGGGUGUGUUUUUCUUGAACAAAUGCCUCCAAAAAACGCCACAUCACCGUCGGAAAAUGAAGAUCACGUUUCUGAUCUUCCUCCUAUUUGCAUUUCAGCUGACACUUCCGGAAUUCCAUAUGAUAAGAAACGUGUUUCAAGCUCAACUGUCCGUGUUGUCCGAGUUGUAUCAGAGACUGUGGCUUUGAACUAUGAUAACAAUGUAAGAUGGUUUGUAUUUGGAGAUGAUGAUACGUUUUUCUUUCCUGAUAAUCUGGUAAAAACCCUGCAAAAGUAUGAUCAUGGCCUGUGGUAUUACAUUGGAGCCAGUUCAGAAUUUUUCCAAGCGAAUAAAGGUAAUUCCUUUGAAAUGGCAUUCGGAGGAGGUGGUUUUGCUCUUAGUUAUCCCCUGGCUAAAGUCUUGGCUAAAGUAUUGGACUCUUGCCAGAAAAGAUUCCACUGGUUUCCGACCAGUGAUAAAAGACUUUACGCCUGUUUGACAGAGCUGGGAAUUUCCUUAACUCAUGAACCUGGAUUUCAUCAAGUGGAUGUGAAAGGAGACAUUUUUGGUUUGUUAAGUGCCCAUGCAAUAAGGCCAUUGGUUACUCUCCAUCAUAUGGAUGCAGUAGAUCCAAUUUUUCCCAACAUGACAACUUUGGAGGCUGUGCAACACUUAAUGAGUGCUGCAAAAGUUGAUUCUGAGAGGAUCUUGCAGCAAACAGUCUGCUAUGAUAAAUCUUUUUCCUCAACGAUUUCAGUGUCUUGGGGAUACGCAAUCCAAUGGGUGGGAUCAAAUGUAUUUCUCAGUGAUAUCGUGCGUGCUCCAGCAACAUGGGAUCAGAGACGCACUGUUAAUUUUGAUGUACAACAGUUUUAUCAUCCUGAUCCAUGUAGCCGGCCAACUGUGUUCUUUUUUGACAGCGUCUCCUCCAAUGGCGACAAAACUACAAGCAUCUAUAAGAUAAUGUAUCGUAAUUGUACUCGCCUCAACAAAAUAGAUGAAAUCAGAGUCUUCUCAAAAAAGUUGGACCUCAGCUUUAAACAGGCACCAAGAAGACAAUGUUGUGAUGUGUUCCGAUCUUCUGCUGAUGCUACUGUCAUUGAUGUUGGUCUUAAAGAGUGUGGAGCAGAGGAAACCAUUCAAAUGCAACCUGUUAGGUUUUAG
Messenger RNA from Oldenlandia corymbosa var. corymbosa, 1425 nucleotides. The record is from the annotation of a GenBank genome assembly. NCBI's taxonomy places the organism in Eukaryota, Viridiplantae, Streptophyta, Magnoliopsida, Gentianales, Rubiaceae.